Messenger RNA from Aspergillus heteromorphus CBS 117.55, 558 nucleotides. RefSeq lists its product as uncharacterized. The record is from RefSeq and is a predicted model, not a curated record. The transcript is spliced from 2 exons. Bases 106 to 558 code for a protein of 150 amino acids. Lineage: Eukaryota; Fungi; Ascomycota; Eurotiomycetes; Eurotiales; Aspergillaceae.
GUAUUGUUUUUAUGAUCGACCCAAUACCCUCUAUUCCAUCCCACACCAUCUUCAGCACUGGUUGACCGGUUCUUAUCCCAAGUACGACAUCAUAACACCGACAACAUGUCUGAUCUCCAUCUGAAGGAAUACUGCGGUCUCCUCAAGAAGUCCGGGAUGGCAGUGACACCGGAACACCGUGCAGUUGUGCGAUUGCAGUAUCCUCCCCACCUAAUCGAGCAGGCUUACAAGGAGCUCCCAGAUGUGAACGGGAUGCCCGUCCAAUCUUGGGAGAUUUGCCUUCUCCGAAAGGCUCUGCGGACCUUGGCUCUAAGGAUCGUAACUGGCUCGUUUAAGGAUGAUCCUCCCAGGCGAGCCUUCCUUGCGGUGUUUUUAACAUUUGAACCUGCGUCUGGUUCCGCUAACGACGAGUACCUGGAUCUGAUGUGGGAUAUUUCCAAACUUCUGGCGGACUUGGAGCGUGGUAUAGAGAUGAUCUUCCCCGUUGAGACUCAGAAGUGCACGGAGGUCUUUGUUGACUACCCUCCCUGUGUCUAUGAGCCCACCUGGCAGGCUUAA